This is a messenger RNA of Macadamia integrifolia, 1681 nucleotides long. Its product is annotated as FAD synthetase 2, chloroplastic. Gene Ontology annotation, molecular function: FMN adenylyltransferase activity; protein C-terminal S-isoprenylcysteine carboxyl O-methyltransferase activity. The record is from RefSeq and is a predicted model, not a curated record. NCBI's taxonomy places the organism in Eukaryota, Viridiplantae, Streptophyta, Magnoliopsida, Proteales, Proteaceae. Gene Ontology annotation, biological process: riboflavin biosynthetic process; C-terminal protein methylation. Bases 260 to 1402 code for a protein of 380 amino acids. Gene Ontology annotation, cellular component: endoplasmic reticulum. The transcript has 5 exons.
GGACCAAAUCCUAUUCCCUCAAUCCCUACCAAAAAGUUUCUGCAAAGGAUUAAGGAUCAUAGUUUUUACUUCAGAGGAUUUAUAAGAAGGAUGAUAAUAACAUAAUGCGUUCAGAUGACAGCGUAAUAGCAAGAGCGAAGCCACUGAACUAGUGUUCUUGAAAUCUUGAAAUCAUGAACUAGUGGGACUUGGGAGUUUAAAGCUAGUUUGGCCUUCUUCUUCUUCUUCUUCUCGAAAGUCCCUGAAUUCACGUCUACGGAUGUUUCUGCAAUUGAAGAUGGUGACUGGAUGUCGAAUUUCUCAGCACUUGAGAAAUUACAACCUGGGUUAUUGUUCCAGGGCUCCAUUUUGUCGUCUGUUGGUUGGCGGGAAGUUCGUAUCGUUCUCUCUGAAUCCUUGUGACAGCACUGGUCACAAGAAUCGUUUUCUUGGGAUUGGGAUUUCCGGCAAUUUUUCUGGGUUUCAAGCUGGCACUCUGCGAGCCAUAUCAUCCAAUGAAGCUCCCAUUUUCUCAGAUUGUUUCAGUCAACGUGAAGAUGAUGGGGAGCUUCCUUCUGAUGGUUCAUCAUCUGUCACCGGAGGUGUAGUGGCUCUGGGAAAGUUUGAUGCUCUUCAUGUCGGUCACCGAGAACUUGCUGUGCAUGCAUCAAAGGCUGGCAUUCCUUUUCUUAUGUCAUUUGUUGGAAUGGCAGAAGUUUUUGGUUGGGAACCCCGGGCUCCUAUAGUUGCCAAAUGUGACCGGAAGCGGGUUCUUGCCUCCUGGGCUUCUCAUUGUGGUAAUGUUGCCCCAACUGAGUUCCAUGUUGACUUCUCAAGUGUUCGACAUCUCUCCCCACGACAGUUUGUUGAGAAGUUAUCCAAAGAAUUUGGAGUACGUGGAGUUGUGGCGGGUGAAAACUACCGCUUUGGAUACAAAGCUGCAGGCGAUGCAUCGGAGUUGGUGAAGCUUUGUGGGGAGUAUGGACUGGGAGCUUAUAUUGUGAACUCUGUCAUGGACAGGAACCAAUGCAUGAGAGAUAAAGGCCCUAACAAUUCAAAAGAGAUGGGACAGGUAUCAUCUACCCGGGUUCGUCAUGCUCUUGCUGAAGGAGAUAUGAGAUAUGUGUCAGAGCUUUUGGGGCGCAAACACCGUCUCGUGCUGAAAAUGAGAAACCAAGAAGUACUUAUUGGCAAUGAGAAAAGGAUAUCAGCUCCCAAGUCCAAUUUGUUGAAUCUAUCACCCAAGGAUGGUUUAUAUCAGAACUGCUCUCUGUUGUUUAAUGAAAAAACUGUAGUACCAUGUAGAGCAACCAUUGAUACAACUCACAUUUAUGUGGAAGCUGAUGAAGGUUAUUGGACACAAGUCCCAUUGCAGAACUACAGAGUUCUUGGGAUUGAAUUUGAUGACACGGCAAAAGAAUGAUUUGAUUUAGUCUCAAGUAGCUUCUAUAAGAGAAUUGCAUGCAUGCAUGCAUGCAUGCUUAUACUUCUAGGAAAAAAUUAAAAGUGGGAAGGAGUAUUGUGACAAGAGGUGGUGUGAUAGUUCCUUAGCCAUUCAAUUCACAAAAAUAUUCUUUUCUUCUUUUGGAAAAUGAUAAUGAAAUGAUAGUCAAUAGAUAGCGUAUGAUUUACUUUUCAGGUUAAUUGUAUGAUUAUCUGAUAUAGUAAAGAAAAAAAAAAUUGGUGGAGCACUUGCUUUUAA